AUGCUUAAAGACAUCACCAUCAGCAAACCAAGAGGCAGCAAAAUCAACAUCUCCUGGUCCGGCUCCAUCGAAUUUUCCUGCCACAACUUCUUCUCCCCUCAAAGACUGCAAGACAACCUCGAGCUGUUCUGGUCGUGUUGGUAUCCCAACUGCCCCAUCAUUCACAAACCGUCCUUCUCGACCUUCAAUGCAUCACCCUUGCUCAUCGCUGCCAUGGCCGUCCUGGGAGCAUGUCUCUCUCCGUCGCCGAGCGUCCGCGCGAACGCCAACAUCUGGUUCAACAGUGUAGAGGAACUCGCCUUCCUCGACGAGGCUCUUCUUGACGAGUCUAUCACUGUUGACGAUUCCGUCUCAUGUGACGAUGACGCGGUCUAUAGGCGCCUCGAAGCGAUUCAAGCUGCCUACUUGGUUUGUCUGAUACAGUAUUGGGAGGGGACCUACAUCUUCCUACUCGAUGGUGCGUUUGUCAUCUUCCACAACUCGCCUCCGAGACUCGUCGUCGCAGAGAUGAGAAUGAGUCUCGUCUGUCCCGACUCCUGCUUCCAAGCGUCCUCUCAAGAAGAGUGCUUCGUCAUCCUACAUAAUUGGACCUCGAGCGAACCGAGACAAGCUCAGAUGCGGGUCGUCGAUCUCGUCGAGGCCAUGUGCAACAACCACCUCAGCGACGAAGAAACUUGCCAAGGCCUAGCGGGUCUCAGCAUGCUGAACCUGUUCACGGCCAUCACUGCAUUACACACCCUCGGAUUCCACUACGAGGUAUCUCUCGCGCCCAACAGCGGGUCGUGGCACCUUCAGAUGGGGCUGAACCGAUGGAUCUCGCUCUACGAGCAGGCCGACAGCUGGGUUGUUGAAAAUUCACCCGGUCUCCCGCUGUGCGACGAAAUGUGGCGACGGCUGGGUUUCAUACGCCACGCAAAGGAGUUUUGGAUGCUCGCUCAGCUGAUGCUGGAUAAGUCACAAGUCGAGUUGAACACGGCUGGCCCAAGUGGCGGGCCGUUUGACAAGACCCGAGGUACGGUGUAUGACGAGAAUACCAUGGAUUAUGUUCACAACUUGGUGCAAAGUCUUGGAGACUUGAAGAUAGCUUAG
Colletotrichum scovillei is the source of this 1089-nucleotide messenger RNA. RefSeq lists its product as uncharacterized. Gene Ontology annotation, cellular component: chromatin. The coding region runs from base 1 to 1089 and encodes 362 amino acids. The transcript has 3 exons. NCBI's taxonomy places the organism in Eukaryota, Fungi, Ascomycota, Sordariomycetes, Glomerellales, Glomerellaceae. Gene Ontology annotation, biological process: DNA-templated transcription; regulation of transcription by RNA polymerase II. Gene Ontology annotation, molecular function: RNA polymerase II cis-regulatory region sequence-specific DNA binding; zinc ion binding; DNA-binding transcription factor activity, RNA polymerase II-specific. The record is from RefSeq and is a predicted model, not a curated record.